AUGGAUACAAUCAAGGCAAGCAAGCUUCUUAAAGAAUUAAAAGGAUCUAAAUUUCUUCCAUAUUACAAUGAGGAAUUAAUUAAGGACCUUAAGAAGGAUAUUAAGGGCCAUUGCGAUAGCUUUAUUAAAAUAAUUAGCGAACCUGAAGAUGAAAUUGAUUCUAAACAGGAUAAAUAUUAAAAAUACAUGACAAAUAUCAAGACACUAUAACUGAUUAUAUAUAGAUACAAAAGAAUUAUUUUAGCUUAUUUGAGUAAAAGAAUGGAUAUAAUUGAGUAAUAUUUCUGGGAAUUUGGAUAAAAUUUACCUAAAGAAUAUAAAGAGUUCCUUCAUCCAGAUGAAAAAUAAUAUACAGAAAAUUAUAGAAGUCUGAUUGUUAAUUACUCUAAAAAUAUGACCUAAAAUUAUCCAGAUGUUAAUUUUGAUUUAACUAAAGAUUUAGAGCCUCCUCAUGAUACUUUUAUAGAAGUAAGAGUUUUACAGGAUUGUGGAGAAAUUUUAACAAGUUAUGGUGAGACAAUUAAGCUUUCAAAGGAUACUCAGCACUAUGUCAAACGUUAAGAAGUAGAACAUUUAAUAUUAUAAGGAUAUUUAAAACCAAUUGAAUCUUGA
Tetrahymena thermophila SB210 is the source of this 612-nucleotide messenger RNA. Its product is annotated as DNA replication complex GINS protein PSF1, putative. The record is from RefSeq and is a predicted model, not a curated record. The transcript is spliced from 5 exons. Gene Ontology annotation, biological process: DNA strand elongation involved in mitotic DNA replication; DNA replication. NCBI's taxonomy places the organism in Eukaryota, Ciliophora, Oligohymenophorea, Hymenostomatida, Tetrahymenidae. Gene Ontology annotation, cellular component: GINS complex.